UAAAACAUUCAUAAAAAUCAAAAAGAGUUCGAGUAAAGAAAUUAUGUUUGUAAUGAGGAAGGUUCUUCCUCCUUUAACAUCUUUUAUUUUUUUGUGAAGAAGUCAUCUAAUGUCGUUUGCCUUUUCCUGUUUCGUUCAGCAAGCAGUUGUCGAUAGCAAGACAUCGCAUCAAUGACACUUCGUCUCGCCUUUGAACUUCUAUCAAAAUUUAAAUCAUUUUCUAUAAACUGAUCCAUAAUUUCCGUUAUAGUGGCUUAAAUUUUUUUUAGAAAAUCCAUAGAAAGUUCCUUUCACUCCCCAUCUUCAGAAACGCUAAUUUCGUCAUUUCGUGCACCUAUUAUACUAAUUCUUUACGAUCGUUGUUGGAAAAACUUUCACCAGUUGUAACUUGUUUCUGUUUUUAAAUCGAUUGAACCACUAUCGAUUAGCUACGAAAUUUUCACUCGUGUUGCCUUUUUCAUUCUGAAUAUGGUUAAAAAUUAAUAAUUAUAAUAAUUAAUUAUAAUUUAUUUUGUUCAUCCACUUUCAAUCUUAAUAACUCUUGUGUCUUUUGUCGAAUAUUUCUGAAAUUUUGCAGGGAGAUUUGUUUAUGAGAUACAUUGCUGCUGUUAAAUUUUGGUAAUUAAAGAUCGACCGGGUGAGGAAAUAGAAGGGAUCAUGUGUCAUAUCUCGAGUAGGAUCAAACUACAUUAAACCUAAAUACAGUAUAUUAAAAUUUAUACUUUAGCCUAUUUUCCUGGAUUUGGGCAAUAUUAUUAUCGGAAAUACGUAUUUUCUUUACUCGUAUAGCCCUAAUAUUUUAAUUUGUCACUGCUCUAUAUUCUUAUAUAGAAAAUAUUCAUAAUUAUAACGUUAAUUUUAAAGUAUUUCAGAUACAUUUUGUACACUUUCAGAUACUGUAAACAUCCAUAAGAUGAAUGAAAGUGAAGACUCGUUUAAGAUAAAUUUAACUUCCAAUUAUACAAAUGUUAUUCAUUUUAAUGAAGAUUUCAAAAAAGCUCAAGAUAUCUUAAUAAUUAUAUUAAUUAUAUUAAUUAUGAUUGCAAUGGGAGCAGAUAUUUGUUUUAAGCAGAUUUGGAUGCAUAUUCGAAUACCAUUUGGUCCCCUGAUAGGUUUAUUUUGUCAGUUUGUAAUGAUGCCUUUAGUAGGUUUUAUUUAUAAUAAAAUAUUUAAGUUUCAAUCAGGAAUAGCAACGGGAUUACUUAUUAUAUCGUGUUGUCCCGGUGGUGCAGUCUCUAAUGCAUUUACUUACUUUUUAAAUGGUGACGUUUCUUUAAGUGUUACUAUGACUACAAUAUCUACCAUUCUAGCAUUGGGUAUGAUGCCUCUUAAUAUGUGGAUAUACGCAAUUAGAACAGAAGCAAAUACGAUAAUAAUACCCUAUAAAAACAUAGGUUUGUCUUUGAUUAUAAUUACUUCUCCUAUAUUAUUAGGUAUGGUUAUAAAAUGGAAAAUUCCAAAGAUAUCUGCAUACGUCACGAAGGGAGGAAGUGCGUUAGGUUUUACGAUUCUUACUACGAUACUAAUAUUAGAGUUUAUCGCUUAUCACGAAUCGUUUAAUCAAGUAUCCUGGAAGCUUAUCGUAACUUCUAUAUGUAUGCCUAUAACUGGAAUGAUAUUGGGAUAUUUAGUUGCAUUUAUAUGUAAAAGACCACAGAAUAUAUGUAUAACAAUAGCAAUUGAGAGUGGGAUUCAAAAUGCAGCCGUAGCAUUUAGUGUUAUCGUUUUAUCCUUCGAUAUCAGAAAGCAUAUUUCAAUUCUUUUAAUUCCCUGGUUUUAUGGGACAGCGCAAGUUCUUAUAUGCGGUUUUCUUAGUAUAAUUUGCUAUAUUUAUAAGAAAUGCCUGAACAAACAGCAACCUGAAGAAUAUGUAAAAAGUAUUGAAAACAAAGACAUUCAGGUGAAGCAAACAGACGAAACGACAAGAUUUUAAUUGUUUCAUUUUAAUUAUUGGCUCACAUAUUUUAAAAUAGUUUUAAUUUUUGAAAGGCCAAGCGGUGUAGGGCACUAAUGGAUUCUGGUUCAAAUUCAGAUGGUUCAGAAAUGAGCCAGAUGUAUCGUGUUACUAUUUUACUAGUUUAGUAUUCGGCUACCUCCAUUGUAAGUUUGGCCAAAACUUUCAUUCCUUUUAGUAUCCUCAUGGCGAAGGGCUAAAGUUAAGAUUAAAUAUAUAUAUUUUUAACUUUAUUAAUUUAUAAUGUGUUUUAUUCGGUGGUAGACAAUGAAUAUUAUUAAAUAUUCUGUGGGAAAAGCAUAUUUUUUUUUAGUAUUAUAUAUGACUAUCUUUCAUAUAAGAAGCUCUAAGAAAUCCAAGUUUCAAUGCGGGUCGGUGUCUGAAAAUUCCUUUUAGAUUUCAGAAAUAAUAAAACAUAAAUUUCUGUAGAUAACUGUGUAUCAUUAGUCAUAUUUUGUUCAUUUUACUUAAAAACAAUAAAAUUAUCCAUUGUUUUCUGCUGCUAUUCUGGACUUAAUACUGUUUUAUUACAGUUUUUAUUAUGCACUAGCUGUUACAUGCGGCUUCGCUCGCGCGGAUUUUGCAAGCAAACCCUCUUUACAUUCAAUAUUUCAA
Centruroides sculpturatus (bark scorpion) is the source of this 2569-nucleotide messenger RNA. RefSeq names its product ileal sodium/bile acid cotransporter-like. Lineage: Eukaryota; Metazoa; Arthropoda; Arachnida; Scorpiones; Buthidae. Gene Ontology annotation, molecular function: bile acid:sodium symporter activity. The transcript is spliced from 6 exons. The record is from RefSeq and is a predicted model, not a curated record. The coding region runs from base 914 to 1933 and encodes 339 amino acids. Gene Ontology annotation, biological process: bile acid and bile salt transport. Gene Ontology annotation, cellular component: membrane.